Messenger RNA from Physella acuta, 4106 nucleotides. Its product is annotated as mitogen-activated protein kinase-binding protein 1. The record is from RefSeq and is a predicted model, not a curated record. Gene Ontology annotation, molecular function: protein binding. Lineage: Eukaryota; Metazoa; Mollusca; Gastropoda; Physidae.
AACACUAAAUAUUUCCUUAUGACCAUAGAAUAUCGAAUGUAGAAACAUCAAAAUGUAAGUGAGGUAAAUAAACAUUCGGUGGGGCUUGCGUGAAAAAGUAAACAAACGUUGGCUUACAGUAAACUUUAGGCCUGCACCCAAAUAUGGAUGGCGACAGUCCAGGUCCGAAGAAGCCAGGCCGGGGCAGGGGAGGGAAGAAGGUCCCCGCGGUGGAGACAGAGAAAGCGCACGAGAGCGAGAUGACCAUCGAGCUGGAGCACGUGCUGGGCAUGACCGUCUACUCCAACUCGGCCUUGACCUGCCACCCGGCAUCUGGGCUGGUGGCAUAUCCGGCGGGCUGUGUGCUCGUGCUCCUGGACAGCGUCAAGAAUAAGCAGGUCGCCACACUCCACACACCCAGGAAGAGCGUCACGGCAGCCAAGUUUUCGCCGGACGGCCGCUACGUCUUGACCGGAGAGUCCGGCUUGCAACCGGCAGUCCGUGUCUGGGACCUAGUACGCAAGUCAGAGGUCGCGUGUCUCCGGGGUCACAGCGUUGGCAUCGCGAGCUUAUCCUUCACGCCGCGCAUGCGUGAGAUCAUUGUCGUUGGUGACGCGCAUGACAUGAUGAUCAGCGUCUGGGCGUGGCCGAGCAAGGUCAUGAGGGCACUGAACAAAUUUGCUGAUGAAAUCUACUCCAUGACAAUCGCCGAAGACAGCAGUUUUUUUGUGACUGUCGGAAACCGCCACGUCAAAUUUUACAACAUGGACAAUCUACGGAACUAUACAAAUCAACUUGAGAACCCCUGCCCCAUCCCCUUGCCCACACGGUGUGGCAUUAUGGACAGCUUGAAGGACAAUUGCUUUUGUGAUGUGGUGUGUGGGAGAGGCUGUAGCAGCUUCUAUAUCUUUGUCAUAGCGAUAUCAGGAGUCCUGUGUCAGAUCAACAGGAACAGACUUCUGGAGAGAUGGGUCAACGUCAACAUGCAGAAGGCGUGCUGUCUGGACGCAGACGACAAGUGUGUCUUUGUAGGGGGGGCGCAGGGCACUGUCAGGAUGUUUCAAGCACUUGACCUCCAGAUCAUUUUGACCUUACCUCGACCUCACAACUUAGGCCUUGACAUUGCACAGGUGACCCAGCCCUACACCACCGAGCUCUCUGACGAAGACUCCGAGUCAGAGCGUGACUCCAGCGUCCAGUACCCUGAGACCCGGGCCCUGACCUUUGACCCCGUGCACGAGAACCUGACGGUCGUGUAUGACGAUCACAGUCUGUAUAUCUGGGGGCGGGACCAGGCGGUGUCUGAAGAUGGCGUCAGGUGUUUCAAGAAAAGGUACUCCUCUAUGUAUCACCGAGGCUGUGUGUGGGACCUGACAACCUACCCCGUCACCCUGGAGACUGAAUGUGAGGAGGGGUCUGCAGGCGGCGCCCUGCCCCCCGGCGCCCUAAUCUCCGUGUCUUCAGAUGGCACCCUGAGGGCGUGGGACGUGAGCGCUAAAAUCUGCGAGGAGAGUGUCCUCAAACGGAACUGUUUGAGCGCCGAGUGUUUGAAGAUAGUGUAUUGCAACAAGAUGGACGUGGCCAAAACCAACCAGAGCAAAACUCGCAAGCAGAGCAAGACGAGAGAGUCAACAGUAACACCACUAAAGAGACACGGGAAACAGUGCUUCAGUGUGGUGGGGGUGUGUCCUGACGGCAUGGACAUCGCCACAGGUAACCGCCAGGGGAGGGUGUGCAUCUACGACGCCAACACGAUGAUCACCAAAGCCACGAUGUUGGCGCACGAGGCUGAGGUCACUGCCCUCAGGUACUCCAUUACAAGCAAACAUAAGAUAUUGGCCAGCGGAAGUCGGGACCGCAUGAUCCACGUCAUGGACGCAUCACGUGACUACCAGCUGCUGACCACACUAGAUGACCACUCAUCGACCAUAACCGCCAUUAACUUUACCCACAUUUCACGCUGUCUCUUGAUGGUGACCAGCAGCCUUGACAUGUCCGUGCUAGUCCGCGCCUACCUGGACACCAACAGAUUCACCUUCAGACCCGUCAGGGCCAUCGUGGAGAAGAAGUCGGUCAUGGACUUUACCAUCCAUCCCUGGUCAGGGUUGAUGGCCUUGGCUUGUCAGGACCGUUUGGUUCGAAUCUACAGCAUCAUGAGUUCGGUGGAAAACAAUUCGUUUAGGGGGUGCCCCAGUUGUGGAGGUCAGCUGAUCAAAAUUCAGGUCGACCCCUCGGGUCAGUUUCUACUGACAGCUUGCUCGAACAAGACCAUCAACCUGCUACAGUUUAGCACCGGCGUGAUGCUGAGGACCAUCAAUGGACACGCUGAGAACAUCACGGGCGUCAAGUUCUCCCACAACAUGAAGCACAUCAUCUCCUUCUCCGUGGACGGCUGCAUCUUCUUGUGGCGGCUCCCGCAGUCGGUGACGUAUGCGGUGAAGAAGGAGAUGGCGGAGAUGGGCCGUUUGACCAGAGGGAUGGUGUUGAAUGAACGCUGGAAGAAGUCCAGACUUAUGGAGGUGGUCCGCUUGUCACAGCCAAAGCCACUGAUGGAGAUGAGAUCGGAGACCAGCCUCGAUCUGAAGAAAUCCUCCAGAGAGGGCGUGCCCCCAGUUGACGUCAUUGAGGAGCAGAAACUGUCGACGGAUGGCAUGCAGAAUAUUGAGUUAGUGAGUGCUUUCAACAAAAAUGGAUUAUGUACAACUUUUGAUGGAGCCACCUCCGAGGCCUGGCUCAAUGCCUGCUAUGAGCGGAGACGAAUCUUCAAGCUGGAAGCUCAGUCCAUCCAGAAGAUUUUGGCCAUGAUGCGGCUGGUGACAGACGCAAUGGAGAAGGAUUUGGCAAAUUCCGACUGGCUGAUCUGCCCGAAUGCCAACACGUCGCAUGAAGCGGUCAAUAGAAUCAAGGGCGCCAACCAGAUCGAGGGCACCCUGUUGGCCGGGCCCAACAUGGUCCAGAUGGUGGUCUCCGCCCCCUUCUACCACCAGCUGGACGCCCCCGAGCUCCACUGUAGCUACGAGCUGACCACACCCUCACAGAACCCGCCCUCUGUGACGCCAGACGCCGGGGACAGCCUGGAACCCCCCGGGGAGUUGGGGAGUGGCCCGGAGGGAGGGGAGGACUUGGAGCUGCCAGAAGAUCUGACGUCACAGCAGGAGAGGCUACUGCAGCAGCUGAGCAAGAUCCCCGUGAGAAACAAGUGCUCGUCCAACAACUCGACGCCCAGGUCCACGGAAACACUAACCAUCCAGCUGUCGGCUGAAUCCAGCCUCUGCCAGUGUGUCGGCGCCUUCUUCAACCACCUGAGCAAGCUCAACUACUCGUCCGCCGUCGGCCACAUCAACGAGGCGCUGGAGCAGAGGCAGAGGCAGCCCCGGUCCUUGUUGUUCCGCCCCGCCCCUGCUUGCCACCCCCACACCCGUCCCAGCGCGCCAGCUGAGCUACAGCAUACGGAGAUUCCCGAAGUUGACGUGGGGAUUGAACAAGACUUGGCGGAAAACGCCGAACAGCCAGCCGAUGCUCGGAGUGUUGUUUGUGUUAGAGGCGGGGGGAGAAACCUCAAGCAGAAGGCGUGGCGUCGAGUCCCGAACACGGGGUGCGACCUUAGGGUGAACGUCAGGGACGGGGUCGGACCCAACGUGGGCAAGUGGUCGGGUGGAAACGUGUACAGGUUGGCCGGGGGCGGGGGGUUUAGUUUUACAAGCGAUGUGAUGGGGGGCGGGACGGACCAGUCGAAGAUCUGCUACACGCUCAAGGUGGACGAGAGUGUGACGGGGGUGGGGACUGGGGGUGACGUCAUCACGCAGGUGGGGCUAGGCCUGUCCAUCAACAAUCUGAUGGGUCAAGUUCAAGGCCAAGCUCAAGCCAGAAAUCGGGGAAGAAAUUUGAUGAUUACUUCCUGUAGAAAUUCCAUACCUGGGCAGCUCUCCGACCUCACUCAGCCGAAUUCAGUACCCGGCAAUCAGCAAAAGCUAGUGCCUAUCACUCCGAUGAACUCAGUUUCCAUUCUUCAGAUAAAUUCAGUUCCAGGAGCUCAGCCAAAGUUAGUACCCGUAUCUCAGCAACAGAAAAAGCACCAAGAAUAUCAAGGACGAGGUGGCCGAGUGGUUAAGGCGAUGGACUGCUAA